Molecule: messenger RNA, 1863 nt
Organism: Telopea speciosissima
Lineage: Eukaryota; Viridiplantae; Streptophyta; Magnoliopsida; Proteales; Proteaceae
Product: pectinesterase-like
Exons: 3
Coding region: 6-1766 (586 amino acids)
Biological process (GO): cell wall modification
Molecular function (GO): pectinesterase inhibitor activity; pectinesterase activity
Source: RefSeq, a predicted model, not a curated record
UAUAUAUGAACCUAACCAACUGCUCCAACUCUCCAUAUUCCAGAAAGAGAAGCCCUGUUGUACCCAUGGCUACUAGGCAUUUCUCCUUUCUCUAUCCCACCCUAAUCGUCGUUCUCUUAGGCUUUUCUUUCUCUAUGUCUCUGCCUCAUUCAGAACCUAUUCCACCAGAAAUAGUCUGCAAGUCCACCCCUUACCCUUACUUGUGUACAUCCAUGUUCCUACCUAAUAAGCCAUCCAACAUCUUUGACUAUUUUCAGUUUUCUAUACUAAGAUCUGUGUCCACAGCAAGGGAAUUAUUGUAUUUAGUCGACCAGCAUCUUAGAAACAAGUCAUCCUUGUCGAAAAUGGCAAUUCGAGCUCUCGACGAUUGCCAGCUCCUAGCAGAGCUGAAUAUGGAUUUCUUGUUAAGCUCCUUCAAAACUGUCAAUUCCACAAACACUCUCCCUAGCUUCCAAGCCGAUGAUGUCCAGUCUUUGCUUAGUGCAAUAUUAACUAACCAGGAGACUUGCUUAGAAGGUCUUAAGGCUACACCAUUGGCUUGGAAUGUCAAGAGUGGUCUUUACACCCUUCUUUCCAGUGGGACCAUGGUGUACAGUGUUUCUUUGGCACUCUUUACUCAUGGUUGGGUCCAUGAGAAGAAUAAAGCAAAACUACGCAGGAAUCUCCUCUUCUCUCCUCAAUAUCAUCACUUACCUGUUACAAUGUGGAGCAAACCCAAUAAUCAAGCAAUCUAUAACUACAUUGGUGGAAGGAAACUACUGCAAACAACCAUGAGGAAUAUCAUUGUGAGAGAUACAGUGGUUGUGAGACAAGAUGGAAAAGGAAAUUUCUCAAGCAUCAAUGAUGCUGUAUCUGCAGCUCCAAACAAAACUAGCAUCAACAGUGGAUAUUUUGUAAUUCAUGUUGCUGCUGGAGUCUAUGGGGAGUAUGUAUCAAUUGAUAAGAACAAGAUGAAUAUUAUGAUGAUAGGAGAUGGAAUUCAAGCUUAUAUCAAACUUUACAGUAUCAAUCAAAGCGUGAUCACAGGCAGAAGUGGCAAUGAUGGGUGGACUACAUUCAAUUCAGCAACCUUUGCUGUGGCUGGACAAGGAUUUGUUGCAGUUAAUAUAACUUUCCGCAACACUGCAGGAGCAAUCAAAGGUCAGGCUGUGGCAGUUCGAAAUGGUGCUGAUUUAUCAACUUUCUAUAAUUGUAGCUUUGAAGGGUACCAAGAUACCUUAUACACUCACUCCUUAAGGCAAUUCUAUAGGGAAUGUGACAUAUACGGGACAGUAGAUUUUAUAUUUGGUAAUGCUGCUGUGGUUUUCCAGAAAUGUAAUAUCUAUGGGCGUCUGCCCAUUCAUGGACAAUCUAUUACCAUCACAGCACAAGGGAGAUCAGAUCUAAACCAGAACACUGGAACUUGUGUUCAAGAAUGUAACAUCAAAGCAGCUUCAGAGUUAGCUUCUAGCAAUGCUAGUAGUACUAAGACAUACUUAGGAAGACCAUGGAGGCAAUACUCUAGGACAAUCUUUAUGCAAUCCUUCCUUGAUAGCUUUAUAAAUCCUGCUGGUUGGACAGAUUGGGGUGACAAUACUACAUUAAGUACACUAUAUUACGCGGAGUUAAACAAUACAGGACCUGGAUCAAGCACGAAAAAUAGAGUUAGAUGGCCUGGAUACCAUGAGAUCAAUGCUAAAGAAGCCGCCAACUUCAGUGUUUCCAACUUUAUACAUGGGGAUAAUUGGUUGCCUGCAACAAGAGUUCCUAACAUUGGUGGUUUGUAAUGGAGAAAACCUUUGGGCUUUUAAUGGGUUUAUCUGCUAUUGAAUGUUGGUCUCAACUCUAAAUCACAAGGCAAUACUGCCAAAAUGUUAUAUAUCU